CUGUAUAUAAGAGAUGGAGCUGAGCAGCAGCCAGUCAGUGCAGGAGCCUCCUCUCAUCCAGCCAAACGAUGCUGCCCAUCCUCACCCUCCUCCUGGGGCUGCCGCUCUCCCUUGCAUCCCCGACGUGUGCCCCCCUCAUCCCGGUCACCUUCGACAAUGGCACCAUCCCUGGGCUCCUGGGACACUGGGUGUACAUCGCCGGUGCCUCCAGGUACCCGCCUCACCUGGAGGAGAUGAAAGCCCUGAAACACGCGGCUUUCUCCUUCUCUCCCGGCAGCCACGAGGACGAGAUCGACGUCAUUGAAAUCAUGCGGCUGAAUGAGACAUGUGUGGUGAGGAACACCAGCAAGGUCCUGAUCUUUCAGCACAACUCCACCAUGGCGCACGUUGAUGACCAGGUGUUUACCACAGCCGAACUGAUCCAAAGCGACAAGGACCUGCUGAUCCUCAAGCAUCUCAACGACAACUUCCCAAGUCUGAGCCUCUCAGCACGGACACACAACGUGAGCAAGGAGCAGCUGGAGGAGUUCAGAUCCCACCUGCACUGCCUGGGCUUCACCGAGGAGGACAUCAUCUUCACCUCCGAGAAGGAUGCCUGUCCCCUGCCUGAGGAGAAGAAGGGUGAAGGAGAUGUGGAGCCACAGCUGGAAUAAUCCCCAUGGGCCAGGUUGGCCACUACACCCUUAUCCUCCUCCGGUCCUUCCAUGGGGACACCCCAGCUCAGCUCAGCCUCAGGACUUUCUAUUGCGGUUUUGGUUUUCCUCCUGAAUGAAACACCCGUUUCCCUGUUCUCUCCUGGACCUACAAUAAACCUGUGUUACAAUCA
This is a messenger RNA of Strigops habroptila (Kakapo), 826 nucleotides long. RefSeq names its product alpha-1-acid glycoprotein 1-like. The coding region runs from base 69 to 653 and encodes 194 amino acids. The record is from RefSeq and is a predicted model, not a curated record. The transcript has 6 exons. Lineage: Eukaryota; Metazoa; Chordata; Aves; Psittaciformes; Psittacidae.